Molecule: messenger RNA, 1077 nt
Organism: Megalobrama amblycephala (Wuchang bream)
Lineage: Eukaryota; Metazoa; Chordata; Actinopteri; Cypriniformes; Xenocyprididae
Product: taste receptor type 1 member 1-like
Exons: 2
Coding region: 1-1077 (358 amino acids)
Biological process (GO): G protein-coupled receptor signaling pathway
Cellular component (GO): membrane
Molecular function (GO): G protein-coupled receptor activity
Source: RefSeq, a predicted model, not a curated record
AUGCCACAACACACCUUCAGAGGUCUAGUGGAGUCCAUGCCUCAACAGUACAAAAGUGAAGUAUAUUCUUUUAGUGUACUGUACUUCUUUUUCACCAAGCUUUUGGAAAAUACUAUUAUAAACAUUCAUAUUAUUUUUUCAGGGGACCCCUAUACCUGUUUUCCAUGUGCAGAUAAUGAAUGGUCUGAUGAAGGCAGCACAACAUGUAAGACACGUUCUGUUGUCUAUCUUCAGUUCACAGAAAUCCCCUCCAUCGCUGUCUUGGUUUCUGCCAUAUGUAUAAUUAUUUUACUCAUUGCCAUAUUUUGUAUUUUCGCCUACAAUUACAACACACCAGUGGUGAGGUCUGCUGGUGGUAGCAUGUGUUUCCUGAUGUUGACAUGCUUGAUUUUGUCUAGUAUAAGUGCGUUCUUUUUCUUUGGAGAACCCACAUCUGCACUUUGCCUCAUGAGAAAUGCCAUAUUUGCAUUUUUCUUCACUGUCUGUAUUUCCUGUUUGACUGUCCGUUCCUUUCAAAUUAUUUGUGUUUUUAAAAUGGCUGCUCAGUUCCCUAGGGUGCACAGCCUUUGGGUAAAGCACAAUGGACAGUGGCUCUUCAUUGCAUCUGUGUCUGUCAUUCAUUUAAUUUCUUGUGUUGUAUGGAUGACUUUCUCUCCUGACAAACCCAUCGCCGACUCAUGGACUUUUAAAGAUCAAAUUAUGCUCAUCUGUGAAAUGGGGAAUGCAUUAACCAUAACUAUAGUUGUGUUCAUAGGUUGGUUUCUUGGUUUCCUGUGUCUCCUGUUUUCCUAUAUGGCAAGAGAUCUGCCGAAAAAUUACAAUGAGGCCAAAUCAAUAACCUUCAGUCUAAUAUUGUACUAUCUGACCUGGAUUGUAUAUUACACAGCAUACCUAUCUUUCAAAAGCAAAUACAUCACUCUUUUAAAUGCAAUGGCCCAAAUAUCCAGUAUAAAUGGAAUUCUCUUUAGCUAUUUCAUACCAAAAUCAUACAUCAUAAUAUUCCAACCACAAAAGAACACUCCUGCAUACUUUCAAACAUCUAUUCAGAAUUACACCCAAACUAUCAGUAGGACUUAG